Telopea speciosissima is the source of this 3379-nucleotide messenger RNA. RefSeq names its product leucine-rich repeat receptor-like protein kinase TDR. Gene Ontology annotation, molecular function: protein binding; protein kinase activity; ATP binding. The transcript is spliced from 2 exons. Lineage: Eukaryota; Viridiplantae; Streptophyta; Magnoliopsida; Proteales; Proteaceae. Gene Ontology annotation, biological process: protein phosphorylation. Bases 222 to 3155 code for a protein of 977 amino acids. The record is from RefSeq and is a predicted model, not a curated record.
GGGGGUAGUGGCAAACACCAUCCAAUUAAAUUAGGACUUAUGGUCCCUCAUGAACCCAAAAGCAUUCCCAAUGAUAUUCUCAAAUCAACUAAUCCGACGACGUCAUUUCCUCCUUUUCCUCCUCCUACUUUCUCUAUUCCCCAUGCAGCACUUGAACCAGUAGAGUGUAUUAUAAGCUUCGCUCACAUAGAUGAUAGAAGUUAGUAACAUCUCUUCUAAAAAUGCGAGUUCCAAUGGAAAUGCGAGUGGGCUUGGCCCCAACCCUCCUCCUCUUAGCUUUGAUGCUUACCGCAGUAGUUUCGGCGGCAGAUAUCUUCUCUGAUGCGCUUCUGGGCUUAAAAUCAGAGCUCAUUGAUGGUUCAAACAGCUUGCAUGAUUGGUCGAUUCCCACCGGAGGAAGCACACCUGGAAAAAUCUUAGCUUGUUCUUGGUCAGGGAUCACCUGUACCAAGAACUCCAGCAUGAUCGUUGGUCUAGACCUGUCAAGGAAGAGCCUCUCUGGUUCAAUCUCUGGUAAACACAUCAAGCUCCUUUACAAUCUAGAGGACCUCAAUCUCAGUCACAACUCUUUCUCUGGGCAACUUCCACCGGAGAUAUUCAAUCUCACUAAUCUGAGGAGCUUAGACAUCAGCAGAAACAACUUCAGUGGCCAAUUCCCAGCAGGAAUUUCUGCAGUUCAACACCUGGUAUUGCUUGAUGCAUUCAGCAACAGCUUCUCAGGCCCCUUGCCUCCGGAAGUAGCCCAACUGGGUUUACUCAAGGUACUUAACUUAGCUGGUAGCUAUUUCGAUGGCCCAAUCCCGUCUGAUUAUGGGUCUUUCAAGAGUCUUGAAUUUCUUCAUCUUGCUGGGAAUUUACUCAACGGUGAAAUCCCUCCAGAGCUUGGAAAGCUCAAAACAAUUACCCAUAUGGAGAUUGGAUACAACUCUUACCAUGGAAGCAUCCCCUGGCAAUUGGGUAACAUGAGCGAGCUUCAAUAUCUUGACAUGGCUGAUGCAAAUCUGUCUGGUCCAAUCCCCAAUCAUCUCUGCAAUCUCACCAACCUCCGGUCUCUGUUCCUGUUCAUGAACUGGCUAACUGGAUCAAUACCUCAGGGGUUUGGCAAUAUCACAUCUCUUGUAAGCUUGGAUCUCUCUGAUAACAGGAUUUCUGGGUCCAUUCCAGACAGCUUUGCAGGCUUGAAGAAUCUCCGUCUGCUCAGCCUUAUGUACAACGAUAUGAGUGGGUCUGUUCCUGAGAGUAUAGCAGAGCUUCCACUCCUGGAUACGCUUUUGAUAUGGAACAAUUUAUUCUCUGGACCAUUGCCUCAGAGCUUAGGGAGGAACUCUAAACUGAAGUGGGUGGAUGUUUCUACAAAUAGUCUCACUGGGAGUAUUCCACCGGACAUAUGUGCAGGAGGUACCUUGCUUAAACUGAUGCUGUUCUCAAAUUACUUUACAGGUGGGCUUUCUCCUCUUGCAAAUUGCUCUUCCCUUGUCCGACUCCGGGUGGAAGAUAAUUCCUUCUCUGGUGAGAUUCCCUUGAAAUUUAGCCUUCUUCCUGAUAUUACAUAUGUCGACCUCGCCGGAAAUAAAUUCACUGGAGGGAUCCCCAGAGACAUUUGGCAAGCUUCCAAGCUCCAAUACUUUAACAUCUCUGAGAAUCCAGGCUUACAAGGAGAACUUCCUGCCAAAACAUGGUCGCUGCCGCUUCUGCAGAACUUCUCAGCGUUCUCUUGUAAUAUCUCAGGCAAUCUGCCUCCAUUUGGAUCCUGCAAUUCUGUUUCUGUACUUGAACUGAACAGAAACAGUUUAUCAGGGUCCAUCUCGGACAGCAUUGCCAACUGCCAGGCUCUUGAGAGGAUGGAAUUGGCUUACAACAACUUGACAGGUUAUUUACCUGUUGUGCUUGCAAGUCUUCCCACCCUACGUAUCGUGGAUCUAUCACACAAUGAAUUCAAAGGUUCCAUACCAGUGAAGUUUGGAAAUUCUUCAAGCUUGGCACUUCUAAACGUUUCUUUCAAUGAUAUUUCCGGUUAUAUCCCUCCAGAACAGAUUUUCAGAUCCAUGGGUGCGACUGCUUUCAUUGGAAAUCCACAACUAUGUGGAGAACCACUGUCGCCAUGUCCUGAUUCAGAGGAAAUUCCACAUGUGGCUGGUUUCAGAUUGGGAAGCAAAGGCACAGAGAAGCUUAUAUGGGUUCUGCUACCAUGUGCAGGGGUGGUUUUGUUAAUUGUGAUGGCAGCUCUGGCUAUCUUUUAUCUUCAGAAGGGAAGUAAUGGCCAAUGGAAAAUGGUGCCAUUUAUUGGGCUUCCUCGAUUUACAGCAAAUGAUGUGCUAAGGAGCUUCAGUUACACGGAAUCCAUAGAGCCGGUGCCACCAUUAUCAGCUCCAGUCAGUAAGGUUGUUCUGCCAACAGGAAUAACAGUCUCAGUGAAGAAGAUUGAAUGGGGAGCAAGUAUGAGAGGUACGAUGACAGAAUUUAUAACCCGCAUGGGUAAUGCUAGGCAUAAGAAUUUGACCAGAUUGUUGGGGUUCUGUAGCAACAAGCAUGUUGCAUAUCUUCUUUAUGAUUACUUGCCUAAUGGAAACCUGGCAGAGAAGAUGAAUAUGAAAAGGGAAUCCCCCAUUAGUACUUGGUCAGCUAAGUAUAAACUUGUGAUAGGGAUUGCGAGGGGCCUCUGCUACCUUCACCAUGAAUGCUAUCCUGCAAUUCCACAUGGAGAUUUGAAGGCAAGUAACAUAGUGUUUGACGAAAACCUGGAGCCUCAUCUUGCAGAAUUUGGGCUCAGAACUCUGCUGCAGAUGAGUGAAGGUUCACUUCGAAGAAGUACAUCCAGUACUGGUACACUAUCAAAUUCAGGUGAUUUCAACAGUACCACCAAAGAUGAGCUCUGCAGAGACAUUUACAGUUUUGGGGAGGUCUUACUGGAAAUUAUAACUAAUGGCAGACUAACGAACGGGGGAGCGAGCAUACACAGCACACCGAAAGACAGAAUUUUAAAAGAGAUUUAUGAUGAGAAUGAAGUUGGUGCCAUUGGUGAACUGAAAGAGGAGACGGAACUUGUUCUUGAAGUUGCUUUGCUUUGUACUAGGAGCAGACCAUCAGAUAGACCAUCCAUGGAAGAUGCCCUAAAACUUUUAUCAGGGUUGAGACCACACAGCAAACACUGUUGAUUUUGAACCAGAAGGGAAAAAAGUCCUGUUUAGAUAUGUCCACAUUAAAAGCUGUCAGAAAAGUUGUGUAUGUAAGCUUGUAGUAGUGAUUCUCUCUGUUUGCAUCUCUUAGUUUAAUUUUCUAAUAGUGUUAUUUCAUAUAGUUCCUUCUCUUGUGUAUUCUUAAAAACUUUGCAACGGGUUGACAAUGGUCAAUUAUUGUAUCUAUUUGAUGUUUUUCACUU